Molecule: messenger RNA, 1826 nt
Organism: Hermetia illucens (black soldier fly)
Lineage: Eukaryota; Metazoa; Arthropoda; Insecta; Diptera; Stratiomyidae
Product: thromboxane A2 receptor
Exons: 5
Coding region: 117-1292 (391 amino acids)
Biological process (GO): adenylate cyclase-activating G protein-coupled receptor signaling pathway; inflammatory response; positive regulation of cytosolic calcium ion concentration
Cellular component (GO): plasma membrane
Molecular function (GO): G protein-coupled receptor activity
Source: RefSeq, a predicted model, not a curated record
UCGCAAGAUUGGCGGCGAAUGGUUUGGUUAUGAUGACGGUUACGGGCUAGCGUCUCUAGAGUGGCUUUAGAUGUCCCAGGUUUGCCAGUUAGUGAUGAGCCGCCAAAGUGAACACAAUGAAGAUGGAGGAGGCCAGCAAUCUCAUUAGUCCAAGCGUGAACCCGACUAGUCCUAAUUAUUCCCUAAUCACGGAUAUUCCGACGUCGGUGUCGGACGUGCGUGCAGUUAAAUACGGACCCGAAGGUGUCGCUAAUGGUGCGAUCGCGCAUUCCGUAUCCGCUGCGUUUUUUAUUGUGCUGUUGUUUUAUGUGAUUGGAGUAUUUGGAAAUUUUCUGGCGUUGAUUAUCUUGGCGAGGAAGAAGAAUACUAAAAAUAGCAAAUACACACUCAUGCUAAGAUGCUUGGCUUCAAAUAAUUUAAUCGCUUUGUUGGGCAUGCUAACGCAAAUGAUAGCAGAAGUCUCUCUUCCUGGACAUGUCCUUGUGAAAUGUUAUAGAAUUUUUUGCAUAGGACGCGUAAUUUGCAGAUAUUUUGGAUUGAGUUCAGGUUGCAUAGCUGCUGUAAUGGCCGCCGAACGGUGGAUGGCUCUUGCAAGACCAUUUACAUAUCAUAAGCAUAUUACAUAUUCCGUAAUAAAAAAGACAAUUGCUUAUUUAGUAAAUAUUGCUGCUGUUGUUACAUUCCUCCCAUUAGUGGGAUUUGGACUAUAUCAUGAUCCUGAGAAAAGGAAAUGCGUUCGCUAUAGAUCUGCAACGGAACCUGCUGACAUUGCUUAUGCUUACUUCUUCAUGGCAUUUGGAACAUUUCUUUGCAUUUUAAUUGUUGUGUGCAAUUUGUUUGUGACGCAAGUCCUGUGCAUAAUUGGACGAAAUAAAACUCGGCGAUCAAUUCAAUACGAUUUCGUCAACCGAGAUAAAGGAAGUGCAACGUUGGUGCACCAAACCAGUUUUCCGAAUACAUCUUCUGACGAGAUACGAUUCGCAAAGCUGAUGACGUUCUUAAGCAUUUCAUUCGUGGUUUGUUGGAUGCCUCAAAUGAUUUCAAUACCACUUACUCUAAAACCAAACCCUCUUCGUGCGAAUCAUCCCUUCUUCAAAAUCGCAGACAUGUUGAUGGCUCUCCAUUUCACCUCAGACCCUUAUGUUUACGUGUUGUCUCGAACGAAGCAGUCAGGCAUAUUCGAUUGCUUCAAGAAAUGCCGAAGACGAGGUAUGCAUCGAUCACAAAGUGUCCAGAGUAGCAAAUUACGUCCUACAUUGGAUCAAACCGUUGAAUAUGGCUUCAAUACUUAAUUUGUGGCAAUUGUUUAAUUUCUUAAACGACACAUAAUUUGUUGAUAAUCCAAAACGUCAGUAUCAAUUUUAUAACAAAAUAUUUAUCUACAAAAAACUAAGAUUGCAACAAGUGACUAAGUUUUACGCUGCAGGUUCUCAAAGGAAUGUAAAUAGGUUUAUGAGUAUUCAUACUCAGAUUUAUGAGCAAAGCAGGAAUAGGCUGACGCAUCCCUUUUCGGAUGUAUUUGUGAUAGACGAGGCAGUGCAGCAUUUUUGAGAAUAAAUCCUAUCUUUGUCGCUCAAAUGUUGCAGUCUUAGUUUCCAUAAAAACCCACUCACCGUAAAGUAGCUGCAAGGAAAUUUGCUCUCUAUGCUGUAAGGAUUUAGGACCAAGUAGAUGAUGUAUAUUGUAAAAUAUGUAUUAAUACCCGUUAAUGUACUACUUUAGUUAAGGCUAUGCGUUUUUCACCCCCUGAUUGGUUUGUUACCAUUAUUUAACUAGAGAUAGAUCUAUUCGUGAAGGCUAUUAAUAAACAAUACUAAAAAUAAGAA